UCAUCUUUUUAGCUAAACCCUUUUCUAUUGUCUUGAAUUUUACAUUGUUGAAAAAUGGAUAACAAUGAGAACAUUUUACCACCUGGUUUUAGGUUUCACCCAACAGAUGAAGAAUUAAUUACUUAUUAUCUUCUUAAUAAAGUUCUUGAUUCUAAUUUCAAUUCUCGUGCCAUUUCUGAGGUUGAUCUCAACAAAUCUGAGCCCUGGGAACUUCCUGAAAAGGCAAAAAUGGGAGAAAAAGAGUGGUACUUUUACAGCCUAAGAGAUAGGAAGUAUCCCACAGGAUUAAGAACGAACCGGGCAACAGAAGCUGGUUAUUGGAAGGCAACCGGGAAAGAUAGAGAAAUUUAUAACUUUAAAACAAGUUCACUUGUUGGUAUGAAGAAAACACUUGUAUUUUACAGAGGAAGAGCUCCUAAGGGUGAAAAGAGUAAUUGGGUUAUGCAUGAAUAUCGUCUUGAAGGCAAAUUCUCCUACCAUUACCUCUCCCGCACCUCUAAGGAUGAAUGGGUGAUUGCAAGGGUGUUCCAAAAAACCGGCAACGGAACUGGAACCGGUAUUGGAACAGGUUCAAGUUUAAGCAGCACCACCGCCACAACUACCGCUAGAGAAAAGAAAACUCAAAGCAAUGGAUCAAUUAUGAGCUUCUAUAACUACCCUCACAAUGAAGUUUGUAGCUCACCUUCCUCGAUUUCGAUCUCGGCUUCUCACCAUCUUCCUCCUCUCCUAGAUUCCUCUUACAAUGGCGUCAAUGAAGCUAACUCUACCGAAAAAAAGCACGUGUCCUGUUUCUCCAUUAACUCAACUAACUUUAACCCAUUUGAUCUCACUUUUCCACAACCACCAUUAUCAACCCAACACUCUCAAAGGUCCAUUAUGGGCCUUGGGCUUCUUCAGGAUAACCUACACAUACCAUGGAUCAAUGUUGCCCCACCCAUUCCAACCGGGUACAAUGGUUGUGAACUAAAUGCUAUGAUUGGAAACCCUAAUAUCACCACCACUUGGGGCGGCGAUAAUGGCGGCAUUAGCGGUGGAGGCGGUGGUGGUGGUGGGUGUUUUGAUCAUAACCACCAUGGGAUAGGUGGAAGUGAACUUGACUGUAUGUGGAGUUAGGAAGUGAUUAAGACAACUGAAUGACAGAAAAUGAGUCUGAUAUGAUCUUGCUUGUUUCAGUUGGUUUGACUUUUGGGAUUUUAGCUUGUGUUGUUGUGUUAAUCAGAGUUUGUAGGGUUAUGGCAUGCUAUGUAGGUUAUUGUAAUAAUUUAUUAAUAUUUUAAUUCUAGAGUUCCUAGGUUUUUUUGUUGUUAUUCUUAGAAGUACUUUGUUUGUGGGUGUUUUUAUUAUUAAGAAAAAAAAGGGUAGUCCUAUAAUUGGGUAAUUGUGUAAUGAUGUUUGUGGGUGGAAUCUUUGCUUUGUUGCUUUGUAAUAAAGUUAGUGAUGUUAUCUUAGAUUGUGAUGGAUCUUGUAUGAUUUAAUGCA
Molecule: messenger RNA, 1479 nt
Organism: Amaranthus tricolor (Joseph's coat)
Lineage: Eukaryota; Viridiplantae; Streptophyta; Magnoliopsida; Caryophyllales; Amaranthaceae
Product: protein CUP-SHAPED COTYLEDON 1-like
Exons: 3
Coding region: 55-1113 (352 amino acids)
Biological process (GO): regulation of DNA-templated transcription
Molecular function (GO): DNA binding
Source: RefSeq, a predicted model, not a curated record